Molecule: messenger RNA, 735 nt
Organism: Suillus subalutaceus
Lineage: Eukaryota; Fungi; Basidiomycota; Agaricomycetes; Boletales; Suillaceae
Exons: 4
Coding region: 217-483 (88 amino acids)
Biological process (GO): respiratory electron transport chain
Cellular component (GO): mitochondrion
Source: RefSeq, a predicted model, not a curated record
UGGACACGUCCCUGCAAGUCUAAAGAGGGCUGUCCUUCGGACUCCUUCCACCAACCAGUGCAAGAACCUCAAGUCGGCGUAAAGCUCAAAUCUAGACUGGCUGUAGCACGUUCCACGUACGUAAUACUUCCGAACACCCUUACUCUAAGCAGUACCGCUGUUCAGGGUCAAAGCACGUUGGAGUCAGUCAAUUGGACCACGACACUUCAGCCAGAGAUGGCUUCGAAGGUAACUCGACUCAGAGCCCUUGCGCUUUAUAAGGAACUUCAUCGACUUGGCAGAGAUUAUGAACCUUCAUAUGACUUCCAUGGGAAGCUUAGACGCUUGUUCGAAAAGAACCGGAACCUCAAUGAUGAUGAAGAAAUAGAGAAGGCGCUUAGGCUUGGAGAAUAUAUCAAGAACGAAACCCUUGCCCUGUACUCGCUUCGCAAAUAUCGACACCUGAAGCGGAUGUAUCCUUCAAACACUGCGUCCGAUACUUGACAGAUCGUUAUCACCAUUCUUGGCGUCGGCCGAAUUCAAUCCUCUCUUUUAAAGUUUUAUGAUAUUGGAAGAGGAGUCCGGAAGAAUAGUGAGGCGCGUGCGUACGAGAAAGUUCAGAAAGUUCAGAAACUGCCGCGCAUUGCUUGCAGGCAUUGACGGCUUGAUCGUUGUCUGGUAUCCUAUCGCUGUAUGGCUGACUGAACCAUGCAAUCUUGACUUAUCCACUGGACUUGUUGAGGGAAGAUUGCAAAU